AUGGCUCCCCAGUAUACUGCCAAGCAGUCCGUUGCUCCCCAGCUUCACUUUGUCGAGGGUGCCGGCUCGCUGACGUUCUCCAAUGCCAAGCUCAUCUCGGCCAUCGUCGGCGUCCCCGCUGUCGUCAACGUGAUCCUGCCCAUCUCGCUCCGCUGGUACCCGCUGCUCCUCGUCAUCCUGGCCCUGCCCACUUUUGCGAUCUUCAACGUCAUCUUCUGCACCAUCGCCAAGCCCGUCCGCCCGCAGAAGGGUCUCCCUGGCCGCAACAUCGAGGACUACCUCGAGAUCAAGUCGAGCGAGCUGAGCGGCUACAAGGGCAAGAACAAGAUCCCCAUCGAGACCUUCUUCGAGGCCUACUUUGAUGAAAAGAUCGACAUCAAGGUCGAUAUGCUCGAGCUGCUCGAGAACCGCUAUGACUGGGCCAACUUUACCUUUACCCUGAGCCAGGCCAAGUUCUUCCUGACCCAGUGGAUCCCCGAGACCCUCUGGCACUCCAAGAAGCAAGAUGAGGACCAGGUCCGCGAGCACUACGAUCGUGGCGACGACUUUUACUACUCCUUCCUCGGAGACCGCAUGGUCUACACCUCUGGUAUCAUCGCCGACAAGUCCAAGGUCGAGACCCUCGAGCAGCUCCAGGACAACAAGCUCAACCUCGUGGCCGAAAAGAUCCGUCUCAAGGAGGGCGACCGCCACCUCGACAUUGGUUGUGGCUGGGGUACCCUCGCCGUCCACUGCGCCAAGAAGGGCUCCAACUCGACCGGUGUCACCCUCGGCCGCAACCAGACCGAGUGGGGUAUGCGCAAGGCCCAGGAGGCCGGUGUCUCGGAGCGUGUCCGCAUCCUCUGCAUGGACUACCGUGAUAUCCCCAACGAAAAGUACGACAAGAUCACCUGCCUCGAGAUGGCCGAGCACGUCGGCAUCCGCAAGUUCCAGGACUUUUUGAUCCAGGUCCGCGAGAUGCUCGAGGACGACGGUAUCUUCUUCCUGCAGAUUGCCGGUCUGCGUCGCGCCUGGCAGUACGAGGACCUGAUGUGGGGCCUGUUCAUGGCCAAGUACGUCUUCCCGGGUGCCGACGCCUCGCCUCCCCUGAACUGGGUCCUGGAGCAGCUCGAGCGCGCUGGAUUCGAGGUGCAGUCGACGGACACUAUUGGCGUCCACUACUCGGCCACCCUCUACCGCUGGUACCUCAACUGGAUGAACAACAAGACCGAGAUGACCAACAAGUACGGCGUCCGGUGGUUCCGCUGCUGGGAGCUGUUCCUGGCCUGGUCGACCAUCAUUGCCCGCCAGGGAAGCGCCACGGCCUACCAAAUCGUCUGCCACAAGAACCUGAACAAGUUUGACCGCGCGCAGUUUGUCUCUCGCCGUCUCCAGGCCUAA
Messenger RNA from Polychytrium aggregatum, 1380 nucleotides. RefSeq names its product S-adenosyl-L-methionine-dependent methyltransferase. The transcript has 2 exons. The record is from RefSeq and is a predicted model, not a curated record. NCBI's taxonomy places the organism in Eukaryota, Fungi, Chytridiomycota, Chytridiomycetes, Polychytriales. Gene Ontology annotation, biological process: cellular response to biotic stimulus. The coding region runs from base 1 to 1380 and encodes 459 amino acids.